AUGAGAUCAUCGUUAGCAUCGCUGUCUCUAGGCACUUUGUUCACUCUUCCAUAUGUCUCUGCUGGUCUGAACAAUGUUAGGGAACAAGAACCUCUCAAUGCGGGUAUUGACCCCCUCAAGUACAAGGCAGCAUGUCCAGACUACAAGAACUAUGCCAUGCGACCACAUCCACCAUAUAGCGAAGGACCUCUCGCGCUCCCUUUCCAAAGGCCCUCAAAGUACUGCCGAACCUUCGAAUCAUCUCUUGUCGAGAAAGUCAUCGACGACAUGAACAAGAAGAUCGUUGACAAGGAUCUCGCCCGCCUCUUUGAAAACGCGUUCCCAAACACCCUCGAUACGACCGUACGGUGGCACGUCGACGGGACCGUCAAGCACAAGACGUCGCAGCGCUCAUGGGAUCCGCAUGCAUGGAAGGGCGCGCAGAGCUUCAUCGUCACAGGAGAUAUCAAUGCCGAGUGGCUGCGCGACUCGACAAACCAACUAGCACAGUACCAACUCCUGGCCAAGAAAGACAAGGAGAUACACCAGCUGAUUCUCGGAGCUAUCAAUACACAAGCCGAGUAUGUUAUUGGAUCUCCCUACUGCAACGCCUUCCAGCCGCCUCCCCCAAGUGGCCUGAGCCCGACGUUCCAGGGCGAUGGGGAUACCGUCUCCCCAGACUACGAGCAAUCAUUUGUGUUCGAGUGUAAAUACGAGCUCGACUCUCUCGCCCACUUUCUUUCAUUGUCAAAUCAGUUCCACAACCACACUGACUCUACAGAGUUCAUCAAUGAACGCUGGAUGCUCGCAUUAGACACCCUACUCAACGUUUUGACAGAGCAAUCGAAACCUACCUUUGACGAGAAAACCGGAGCUUACCAGGGCAACGAGUAUACAUGGCAGCGCAAGACCAAUAUCGGUACGGAAACCCUCAGCCUCAAUGGCCUGGGCAAUCCCCUGAACGGCGGCACGAAUCUGGUCCGCAGCGCCUUCCGCCCCAGCGACGAUGCCACAAUUCUAGGCUUCUUCAUCCCCGCCAACGCCAUGAUCGCCGUGGAACUCAAGCGCACUGCCGCCCUCCUCAACAAAGCCGGCAAGAAAACCAUCGCUGCCACAGUUCUCAAAUGGGGCGAGAAAAUCGCAAAAGGCGUUUGGGAACAUGGCGUCGUAACGCACAAGAAAUACGGAGAGGUCUUCGCUUUCGAGGUCGACGGCUAUGGCUCACACAUCCUCAUGGACGAUGCCAACCUGCCUUCGCUUCUUGCACUCCCGCUGCUCGGUUUCUGCGACGUGAAUGACAAGAUUUACAAGAACACCCGCAAGAUGGUUCUAGAGAAGAACGGGAACCCGUACUACCUCACUGGCAGCGACUUGCACGGCAUCGGCGGCCCGCAUGUAGGCUUGCGCAACGCCUGGCCCAUGAGUAUCCUCGUGCAGGCCAUGACAAGCGAUGACGAUGAAGAGAUUAUGGAAUGCUUGCAUCAGGUUAAGAGUGUUAGUCACAAUGGGCUGAUUCACGAGAGUGUGAAUGUGAACAAUUCGAAGACGUAUUCACGCAGCUGGUUUGCGUGGGCAAACUCCGUCUUUGCACAAACUAUCCUUGAUCUUGCGCAGAGGAAGCCGCAUUUGCUAUUUGGGGCCGACGGUGAAGCGUAUACUUUGUGA
This is a messenger RNA of Pyrenophora tritici-repentis Pt-1C-BFP, 1644 nucleotides long. RefSeq lists its product as uncharacterized. The record is from RefSeq and is a predicted model, not a curated record. NCBI's taxonomy places the organism in Eukaryota, Fungi, Ascomycota, Dothideomycetes, Pleosporales, Pleosporaceae. Gene Ontology annotation, biological process: carbohydrate metabolic process.